AUGCCACUUGUUUUUGACCGCAACCAAUCUCCGCCACAUCCAGCCUCCGCCCGCUUGCUGCCUCCGCCCGCCGCCCGCCGCCGCCACCACAGCGACCAACCCGGCAUGGAAGCUGCUUCAUAUGCCGACGACCUCCACUCGACUGUACUGUGGUGGAGCAUCUCGACAGCCAUCUCAAUUGACUUCGACGUCGAAUCCAUCGCCGCAGUGUGGACGGCGCGUCGGCAUCCCUUCUGGAACAAACAUCCCCAAAGCCAACCAUGGGGAUCUCUUCGACGACAUAUAACGCCAGCUUGCCCGCGACCACUUAGGCUCGGCUCCGGCAAUCCAUCUCAGCAAGCACCGUUGCUCCUGUUGAACACCGUCACGUGGACCCCUCGUCAUCCUGCCAGGAAUAGAACUCCGCAACACCGGCCACAAGGACCUCUCCAACGAUACCGGUGUGACCGCUGCCAACCGCCAGGUGCAGGCGCCGCCGUGUUUCUAGAAGGUGUACCGGUUGGUGUCGCCCGAGGAGAAGGCCUUCUCGUCGGAUUUGAGCGGCGAGGGUUGGUGGAUGAAGAAGUGUCGCGAUGA
Molecule: messenger RNA, 576 nt
Organism: Striga asiatica
Lineage: Eukaryota; Viridiplantae; Streptophyta; Magnoliopsida; Lamiales; Orobanchaceae
Source: the annotation of a GenBank genome assembly